UGCGCAGGUGGGCGGGCAGACGCGGUGCUGGGUAGGAAGGCGCUAUGGCGGCGGUAGCGCAGUGCGUGUUGGGCACGCUCCGCUCGCGCUCUCCGCUGCUGAGCCUGGCGCUGAGGACCUCUCCACGACUGCUUUGUGUGGCAACACAGCAGAAGAGCACCGGCCAGAACUUGGAAGAGGAUCAGGGUCAGAGCCACAAUGAGCAGAAGGCAGAACAUAGUGCUGCUGAAAGAAUGUUAACUGAGGAAAAGGCCAAACUGGAAGAGCAGCUCAAGGAAGUUACUGAUAAGUACAAGAGGGCCUUGGCAGAUGCAGAAAACGUGAGGCAAAGAAGCCAAAAACUCGUGGAAGAGGCAAAGUUAUAUGGUAUUCAGAGCUUCUGUAAGGACUUGCUAGAAGUCGCAGACAUUCUGGAGAAAGCAACAGAAAGUGUUCCAAAAGAAGAAAUUAAGGAUGAAAAUCCUCACCUGAAGAGCUUGUACGAAGGUCUUGUCAUGACAGAAGUACAGAUCCAGAAAGUGUUCAAAAAACACGGGCUGCUCAGACUGAACCCCGUCGGAGCCAAGUUCGAUCCCUACGAACACGAAGCGUUGUUCCACGCUCCCAUGGAAGGGAAGGAGCCUGGCACCAUUGCUUUAGUGUCCAAGAUUGGCUACAAGCUGCACGGGCGCACGCUGCGGCCUGCCCUCGUGGGCGUUGUGAAAGACGCUUAGCCGCUGAAUCACAUCACACAAUGCCCUUCCAUUAUUAAACAGCUGGGUGGUUUUUCUCUUACACCGUGCUUUCCUUACCCCUCUGUCCCCCAAGAGGUUUCAGUGAACCAGUUGAGGUCUCCCAGCGAAAAUGAAGCAGACAGUGACAUUCUGUUGCUUAGUGGCCUUCAACAGUGUUCCUUCAGCUCUCUUCUGUCAGUAAUAUUUGUUACAAUCAUGGCUACUGAAGGUACAUUAAAAUGAAAUGAUCAAAAUGCUCACAA
Messenger RNA from Tympanuchus pallidicinctus (lesser prairie-chicken), 976 nucleotides. It is a transcript of the gene GRPEL1, whose product is annotated as GrpE like 1, mitochondrial. The record is from RefSeq and is a predicted model, not a curated record. The coding region runs from base 45 to 713 and encodes 222 amino acids. Gene Ontology annotation, molecular function: protein homodimerization activity; adenyl-nucleotide exchange factor activity; protein-folding chaperone binding. Gene Ontology annotation, biological process: protein folding; protein import into mitochondrial matrix. The transcript is spliced from 4 exons. Gene Ontology annotation, cellular component: PAM complex, Tim23 associated import motor. Lineage: Eukaryota; Metazoa; Chordata; Aves; Galliformes; Phasianidae.